CUUCGGCCAAGCCGAUCCCGCCCGUUUGACGUCGUUGACGUCGGGGGGACGCCCGUGGCGAGACCGUCGGUCGUUGCGAGACGCCAUGAGCUUGGAGCGGCGGAAGCCGUCGUGGGCUCUGAGAUAGGGUCUUUGGGUCAAACUCUUCGUCAUGGCGGCAGCAGUCAGCGCCAUACAACGAAAAAGAUACCUCGAAGAGUUGGCAAAGACGGAGAGUACCGUGGCCAAGACACCCACCAAGAAGUCCACGAAAGCGACUUUGCCAGAGCUGCCGCAGCCGGGAAGGGGGAUUUGGCGCUGGCAGCGGCAGGCGGCUUGGGUGUACCUCCAAUCUCCGGUUCAGCUCUUUGUGGCUCUGUUGAUUGGAGGGAACUUCAUUGCAAAUAUCGCAGAGAAGUGGAUCGACCCUUCGGGCGACUUGCACAUGGCGACCUGGGAAGGCAUUGAUAUGUUUUUCAAUUCCGUCUUCGCGGUGGAGCUGAUUUGGAAUAUGUAUGCCUUCUGGUUUUGGCCCUUUUGGAAGUCCGGUUGGAACGUCUUUGACUUCGUUGUGGUCACCAUCGGCAUUCUGAACAUGUCAAAGAUCCCCUUGCCUGGACCCCUGAGCUUGCUACGGAUGAUGCGCGCCUUCCGAGUCUUUCGCCUGUUCAAACGCGUGAAGUCCUUGCAUCGCAUCAUUUUGUCCCUGAUGAGUUCUGUGCCGGGCGUCUCCAAUGGCUUUGUUGUCUUGCUAUUGGUCAUGUCCAUCUAUAGCAUUUUGGGCCAAGAGUUCUUCAUGCUCCAUGGUGCCAACUACACCUUUACCAAUGACCAGAACCAGGAAGUGGAACUGGUGACAGCCCGGGGCCUGGAGUAUGGCUAUGACUACUGGGGCAAUUUCGGCUUGGCGCUCUACACCAUGUUCCAAGUCUUCACCCAAGAGUCCUGGGCCGAAGGGAUCGCGCGACCCUUGUUCAACAGCAAUGACAUGUCGCAGCAGUUCGGAGUUGCCUUCUUCUUCGUGAGCUACAUGCUUUGCGUAGGGGUGGCCUUGAUGAACGUGGUGGUGGCGGUGCUGUUGGAAAAGAUGGUAUCUCAUGAACCUGAAGGUGCGGAGAUAGAGGAACCCUUGGGAAGGCUGGACACCUUAGAGUGGCUGGAUGAGCGGCUGGUGAAAGCGGUGCCUGAAAACCUGGAGAAGGUCUGCUUGGACAUUGAGGCAGACUGUCUGGUCCUGAAGCAGCAGCUGGCAACCGUGAAGAGAUCCCUGGACGGCAUCGUUGAAAGCGUGCGGAGCAGCGAACCCGUGAGGACCAGUUAAACUGGGCGCCUCGAGAAACGCGUGAGAAAUGACGGUUUUUUGCGUUUGGAAUGGGGGCCGGAUGGUGCUUGGUUGGUGAGUUUGGG
This is a messenger RNA of Cladocopium goreaui, 1386 nucleotides long. The record is from the annotation of a GenBank genome assembly. NCBI's taxonomy places the organism in Eukaryota, Dinophyceae, Suessiales, Symbiodiniaceae.